Fusarium subglutinans is the source of this 870-nucleotide messenger RNA. RefSeq lists its product as uncharacterized. The record is from RefSeq and is a predicted model, not a curated record. Gene Ontology annotation, molecular function: oxidoreductase activity, acting on the CH-OH group of donors, NAD or NADP as acceptor. Lineage: Eukaryota; Fungi; Ascomycota; Sordariomycetes; Hypocreales; Nectriaceae. The coding region runs from base 1 to 870 and encodes 289 amino acids. The transcript has a single exon.
AUGUCUAUCGUUCCUCCUCCAGUACCUGAAGUCUGGCCUAUCUACCCUGACCUUGCUGGUAAGGUUGCCCUCAUCACAGGUAUUGGUCAGGUCGGGCCCUUAAUCAGUCCUUUCUGGGGCAAUGGAGCCGCAACAGCUCGCUUGCUGGCAAAGAACGGCGUGAAGAUUUUUGGGUGCGAUCUGAACCUCAAAGCAGCUGAAAGGACAAGACAGCGGCUGUUGGAAGAAGAUCCCGAACGCAUUGUUGAUGUCGUCGCGGCGGAUGUGCUUAAGAGCGAUCAAGUUAACGCGCUAGUGGAUUCUGUUAUGAAGAAGCAUGGUCGUAUCAACAUUCUGACUAACAAUGUUGGCCAAACCUCUGCAGGCAACCCAGCCACUAUGUCUGAGGAACUAUGGAACUUCCAGCUCGACCUCAAUUUAAUUUCCGUCUAUCGACUGUGUCACUACGUCGUCCCUAUCAUGGAGAAGCAGGGGUCUGGUAAUAUUAUCAACAAUGCUUCAAUCACAGCCCUACGUUACAUCGGUAAACACCAGAUUGCCUACGCAUCUGCCAAGGCCGCUGUGAUACAUUUCACCAAGGCUCUUGGUGUCAUGUAUGCCAAGAACAACAUUAGAAGUAACUGCGUUGUGCCGGGUCUGAUGUACACGCCUCUCGUCGACAACUUUGCUCAGAGCAAAGAUCCAGGAGAUCAAGAGCCUACUAAGCGCAUCUUGGAUCAUAACUGCCCCAUGGGCUGGAUGGGAACAGGUGCUGAUGUAGCGAACGCUGCAGCCUGGCUUGCUGGUGGUGGCAGUCGAUAUGUUACCUCACACGAGCUUGUUGUGGACAGAGGCGUUACAAAGAGUACUGGCACUGGGUUUCACUCUUAG